Lotus japonicus is the source of this 1461-nucleotide messenger RNA. Its product is annotated as fructose-bisphosphate aldolase, cytoplasmic isozyme. The record is from RefSeq and is a predicted model, not a curated record. The coding region runs from base 133 to 1209 and encodes 358 amino acids. Lineage: Eukaryota; Viridiplantae; Streptophyta; Magnoliopsida; Fabales; Fabaceae. Gene Ontology annotation, biological process: fructose 1,6-bisphosphate metabolic process; glycolytic process. The transcript is spliced from 3 exons. Gene Ontology annotation, cellular component: cytosol. Gene Ontology annotation, molecular function: fructose-bisphosphate aldolase activity.
UCAUUUUCCACUAUAAAAACCCAAAACCCCCUCACCCACUUUUCACCUUCCAUUCACACCGCUCUCUCAAACCUACCCUCUCUAUUCAAAUACCAAACCCUCUCUUCUCUCUUCUCCUCGUUCCUAUCGAUCAUGUCGAACUUCAAGGGAAAGUACCAUGAUGAGCUCAUUGCCAACGCUGCCUACAUUGGCACCCCUGGAAAGGGUAUUCUCGCUGCUGAUGAAUCAACAGGAACUAUUGGAAAGCGUCUAGCCAGCAUCAAUGUUGAGAAUGUUGAAACCAACAGGCGUGCUCUUCGUGAGCUCCUUUUCACCACCCCUGGAGCUCUCCAGUACAUCAGUGGAGUGAUCCUCUUUGAGGAAACCCUGUACCAGAGUACUGCUGCAGGCAAGCCCUUUGUUGAUGUUUUGAAGGAAGCUGGUGUUCUCCCCGGUAUCAAGGUUGACAAGGGUACUGUUGAACUUGCCGGAACUGAUGGAGAGACCACCACUCAGGGUCUAGAUGGCCUUGGUGCGCGUUGCGCUAAGUACUAUGAAGCCGGUGCACGCUUUGCCAAAUGGCGUGCCGUGCUGAAGAUCGGCCCCAACGAGCCAUCUGAGCUUUCUAUCCAUGAGAACGCCUAUGGUUUGGCCAGAUAUGCUGUCAUAUGCCAGGAGAAUGGUCUGGUUCCAAUUGUUGAGCCUGAGAUCCUGGUUGAUGGACCUCAUGACAUUCACAAGUGUGCUGCUAUCACAGAGCGUGUCCUUGCUGCAUGCUACAAGGCUUUGAAUGACCACCAUGUCCUCCUCGAGGGUACUCUCUUGAAGCCUAACAUGGUGACCCCCGGAUCUGAUUCUCCUAAGGUUACCCCUGAGGUGGUCGCCGAGCACACUGUCAGGGCCCUCCAGAGGACUGUGCCAGCUGCAGUUCCAGCUGUGGUUUUCUUGUCUGGUGGGCAGAGUGAGGAGCAAGCUUCCGUCAACCUCAAUGCCAUCAACCAGGUCAAGGGAAAGAAGCCAUGGACUCUCUCCUUCUCUUUUGGAAGGGCACUUCAGCAGAGCACCCUUAAGGCAUGGUCUGGAAAGGAAGAGAAUGUGAAGAAGGCUCAAGCUGCCUUCUUGACAAGGGCCAAGGCUAACUCAGAGGCAACUCUUGGAACUUACAAGGGAGACUCUCAACUUGGUGAGGGCGCCUCAGAGAGCCUCCAUGUCAAGGACUACAAGUACUGAUCAGAGAAACACUGGUGGGUAGGGAAUUGUUUUGCGGGGUUGAUUUCUUGUUAAUGAGUACUUUGGUUUGACUAGAAGAAUAAUUGCUCUAAGUUUUGCGUUUUUUUUUUGUUUUCUGGUGUUUCUUUUGAUAAUUUCAAUUCCAGUGUAUUGGUCAAACCUAUGCAAAUGGUUUAGCUGUAUUUGGUUCUUAAAAUACACUUUCCUUAAUGAGGGUCUGAGUUUAUUAUGCACCCCCCGUUUCCGCUUUUA